Molecule: messenger RNA, 775 nt
Organism: Telopea speciosissima
Lineage: Eukaryota; Viridiplantae; Streptophyta; Magnoliopsida; Proteales; Proteaceae
Exons: 3
Coding region: 296-622 (108 amino acids)
Source: RefSeq, a predicted model, not a curated record
GUGGAUAGUAGCACCAAGAAGUUCAUUUGGAGAGGUUAUUAGCCGAUUUUCUAUCUUCGUUAACGAAAUUACAGAACCUGUAACUCUGAAGCUAAUUGUCCACUAUCAAGUCGAAUUAGCGAGGUUGGAGUUAAGGCUGCAUCGACUAUUUAACCUCUCACAUCUCUCACCAUCUCUGCGGGUGAAGAGACUGUUUUUUUGCAUCUUUGAAGAGAUCGGAAGAAAUUCUAUAUAUUUUUUUUAAUGAGAUGCUGGUCUUUUCGAGAUUCGAUCUGUUAUGUGAGAGCUGAUUGUAAUGAUGUCAAGACCAAUGGUACUUGUUUUUCUGCUGCUGAUACUCAUCAUCACAUCCCAGUUUGAGUGGAAACAGCAACUGGUCAAUGAACUUGACACAAGUCCAAGUAUUUCCCAGAAGCAGCAGCAGACUUCAAAGAGGGAAGAAAUUAUAAAAGAAAAGAUCAUCCUAUCUCAAGAAAAAGAAAUUCAGAGACUCAAAGAACUUGUUCGGGCCCUUCGUGAACAGUUGCAACAAUGCAGGUGCAAUAAUGAUACGAUUAACAGCACUGUAACCCUUACUGAAAAUUUAAAUGAGCUUGAGCGACAGCAUAUUUUGGAGGAUUGACCAUAUAUCUUACAUUUCUGUCAGUUUAUUUGGUAUCUUCUUGUUACUGUCGUUUUUCUCUCCAAAUGAUUUGUUUCUAGAGGUUCUCUCCUCUUAUGUAAAAAUUUCCAUUUUAUUCAGCUGACCUAAAUAUUACAUAUUAUCAACUUCGCA